AUGCCACCGGCUUUUUUCCUCUGCGGCAUUGUGGCCUUGUCGUUCUUCUUCCCCAUUCUCGGUCGUCCGGGGGGUUUAUUGUGGUUUCUAUAAUUAUCCACAAAGGCAUACCGUUUCUCUCUUUCUUACACUGCUAUGGAGACCCGCAUUUGUCCAAACUCAAACUCAAAGCCUACUACGCCUCGGGCUUCCUUGGGCUCAUCUUGCAUCUUGGCAACUCUGGUCCUGCUGCAGUGCAAUAAGUUCAGUCAACUUCGUGCCGCAAUGCAGGCACAUAUUCUCCGGACAUUCCUCUCCCCCUGUUUCCAACGUGGUCGGCUGUCCGGCAGCCUCUUCAAAUCACAGCUAACGAGUAAUGACAGCUACCGAUAUGCAGAACACGAGCAUAUUGGGUAGGUCGGCCGGCGACAGACGCCACUUCUCCAACAACUCGGCACUUGGUAACCCGAAGUCGGGGUAAUCCAUAGCCCCCAAGUGCACUCCACACGCCCUCCAGCUGCCCAGCUUCCCCCAGACCUCGGGGGUUGCUUGGCGAUCUUGAAAAACCUAGAUGCGCUCUGUCACCUCUCCCAAUCUCUCAAUAUCCCGAUCCCCCGAGCAAACGAGCCCUCUAGCGAAUUUCCCACUUAUCACUGCCCGCCGCCGCCUCCCAAUGCAUCUGUUGCGGAGAACAGGGUAGGGCCCUGCUUGCGGUAUGCGUCGCCGUCGACACCACCUGACCUCCGUUGCCCCUCCUCCCCAACCACCAACACCGCUUUCCUUUGCAUCGUCACCCGUGAGUGUGAGCUGGAGCUAGUAGCAAUUUGGCUAUGCACUUCUCCACACUCUCCAGGAACAAGACGAACGACGAGGGGUAAAAUGAGGAGAAGAGCGGUGCCGGCGUGCCGGUUGCGCGGUUUGAUGCUCGUUCGGGUUGGCUCAUGCAGGGGGGGGGGGGCUUCAGCCGCGAAUGGUAUAUAUUCAGCUGUCCGUCACGCCCGUUUCUUGGGUUGAGGUAGCAUUGUGAACUCAGUGUGGUCUUCCGUGUCUCUUUUACCCGUGACGUUGAAGCCCAAGAUGAGGAGCAGUCUCUUCGUCGCCGCCCUCGGGGGUCUCGUCUCCAACGCACUCGCCGCACCAACCCAGGCAGAGCCCUUCCUCACCCAGAUCGACAACCAGACGUGGAUCAUCGGCAACGAUGUCUGGAACAUGACCCAAGGCCUCAAAUACGGUGUGAAGCUCAACUACAAGAACCGCGACCUUGUCGGGAACGCCGUUGGCCACUAUGUCAGCUACAACGGCGCCGCCAACGACAUCGCCUGGACCUCGGCCAGCAUCGCUAAAAAGGGCACUUACGAGGGCAAGCCCUUCAUCGACGUAAAGUUCACCUCCAUCGACGGUGACUUCCACUGGGUGAUCUUCCAGGGGCUCGCUGGCGCCUACCAGUACUUCGUCAACCACAACCUGCCCACGCUGGGCGAGUUCCGUACCCUCUGGCGCCUCGAUAACGCGACGUUCCCCAACGGCAAGACGGGCCUCCACGACAAGCCGCUGCCGCCGCUCAGCGACUACCUGCCCGAGAAUAAGGUCCAGGACGAGACCUGGCGCACGCCCGACGGCUCCGGCUACAUCACGAAGUACGACUUCUCCGACUUCAUCCGCACCCAGAAGUACUACGGCGUCUACGGCGACGAGGUCGGCAGCUGGUACAUCAACGCCGGCAAAGACUACUACAAUGGCAACCACCUGAAGCAGGAGCUCAUGGUCCACCGUGAGAGUGCUACCGGCGACGCCGUGCAGCUCAACAUGAUCCACGGCACCCACUUCCAGGUCUCUGCCGUCGACGUCUUCCCCGACGGCAAGAUGUGGGGUCCCUGGCUCUGGUACCUGAACGACGGCUCCAAAUCCGACGCCGAGUCCCGCGCCGCCUCCGAAUUCGCCGCCUGGCCCUACCCCUGGCUCGAUGACGCUGCCUACCACUCUCGCGGCACCGUCAAGGGCAAGCUCCUCCUGUCCGACGGCCGCCCCGCCGCCGGCGCCGCCGUCUUCCUCGGCGACAACCGCCCCACCAAGACAGCCCUCGACAUGGGCUCCGACUACUACUACACCACCUACGCCGACGACCAGGGCGCCUUCGAGAUCCCGCACGUCCGCACCGCCGCCAACGGCUACGCCCUGCAGGCCUGGUCCAACGGCGGCGCCCUCGCCGACGUGACGACGCAGCUGCUCUUCAACGACGUCGACGUCGCCGACGCCCAGACCACGGACCUGGGCACCCUCGCCUGGGCUGUCUCUGACCGUAAGCGCCUCUUCCAGGUCGGCGAGUUCGACCGCACCUCGCUCGGCUUCGCCCACGGCGGCGACCCCUACUACGGCCACGCUAUCAUCGCCUCGUGCCCGGCCAACAUCGUCUUCCGCGCGGGCUGCUCCAAGCCGAGCGACUGGUGCUACGGCCAGACCCACAGGGGCAACUACACCAUCAGCUUCCGCAUCGGCGAGCUCCCCUCCCCGGCGCCCGAGACGGCGAACCUGAUCGUCUCGCUGGCCGGCUACUCAACCGGCACGAGCAGCGUCGUCCUCGCCAACGGGCAGCAGGUCGGCAACCUCACGAGCGGCGCCGUCGGCGCCGACUCCACCUCGGGCCUGCUCAACGACCCGUCCGUCUACCGCAGCGCCACGGCCGCCGGCGAGUGGCGCCUCUUCCAGUUCCCCGUCCCCGGCGCGCUGCUGAGGCAGGGCGAGAACGAGGUCACAUUCCAGCUGACGCGGAACACGACCUGGAGGGGUUUCAUCUGGGACAGCAUCGUCCUGGAGUGGUGAGAUUCAUUGUAACA
Messenger RNA from Colletotrichum destructivum, 2813 nucleotides. Its product is annotated as Putative Galactose-binding-like domain superfamily, galactose mutarotase-like domain superfamily. Gene Ontology annotation, biological process: carbohydrate metabolic process. NCBI's taxonomy places the organism in Eukaryota, Fungi, Ascomycota, Sordariomycetes, Glomerellales, Glomerellaceae. The record is from RefSeq and is a predicted model, not a curated record. The transcript has 4 exons. Gene Ontology annotation, molecular function: catalytic activity; carbohydrate binding. The coding region runs from base 1057 to 2799 and encodes 580 amino acids.